GAAGGAAAGAAACAGCAAGGCUAUCAGUUUCCCUCUGCAUAUCAUGGGGCUGGUAUAUGUCGGGCUUGCCUUACUCAUCAUUGCAAAAUCUUUACAUGGAGUAAGCAUUAUUCAAAAUCCAACUUUACUUAUCAAGAAAGGUGGUGAUUCAGUGGAAAUUGGAUGUCAGCAUGAUGACGACACUCAUUACUACAUGUACUGGUACAGGCAGAGAAGUUUGGGUGAAAUGGACAUGAUCACUAUGUCUGUUGGGAAAGAUAUGGCUCAAACAGUUGAACCAUUUAACAAGAGUAAAUAUUCUAUGAUCCGUCCUGAGGUGCGACACGCGACCCUGCAGCUAAAGGGACUAGAAGUGAAUGAUUCAGCUGUGUACUUCUGCACAUCAAUUUGGUCAUGUCAGGUUGACACAGUUAGCAUUAGAGAGAUCUGGGAAAAUAGUUCAUGCGAUCAGACUGUGACCUUCAAUGAUCCAGCAUACUUUGGAGAUGGAACAAAACUCACAGUUUUAGAUACAAAUGUAGAAAUCACACCACCAACUGUCAAGGUGCUGAGUGUUUCAGAGUGGGAAGAGUGUAAAAAGCUAUAUGUCACACUAGUAUGUGUGGCUGAACGUUUUUACCCUGACCAUGUGAAUGUGAACUGGAAAAUUGAUGGAGAAAACCGUACCACUGAUGUUAGUACAGACGAAGCUGCCACCCAAGGUAAUGACAAGUUCUACAGCAUCACCAGCAGACUGAAUGUCGAUUAUGAAGAGUGGACUGAAGGCAAAACGUUCACCUGUAUUGUCUCAUUCUAUAAUGGGACAAAUCACACACACCAUGAGCACUAUAUAGUGGGACCACCUGAAAGCGAUGAUGCUGGAAAAUAUGUUCGAAGAGUGAAAACAACUAUGUUGGCCUAUGGCGUAUUCGUUCUCAAAAGUUUUGUAUACGGCUUAGUCAUCCUUCUCAUCAUUAAGAGACAGGGUUUUAUUUCAAAGUAAAGGCGAUGAGUCUGGUGUGGGCAUGAUGGAGAGCUGCCAUGUGGUCAUGUGACAGAGGAGGAUGCACAGUUUAUACAUUAUCAAUAUGCUAACAGCUAGUUCAGAUAUGAGCUCUGUAUUUAAAAGCAUGAUUAUUUUCAAGCGCUUAGCUAAUUUUGCUCUACUUUGUUGUUUUUACUUUUGUUUUCUUCAGCUUAACAAAAUUUACACACACACACACACACACACACACACACACAUAUAUAUAUAUAUAUAUAUAUAUAUAUAUAUAUAUAUAUAUUUUUUUUUUUUUUUUUACUAUAUUUUAUUAUAAAUAUUUUUACUCAGCACUUGUUCUUUCAUGUGAUGUAUAAAACAAGAAUCUUUUGCAGUUUUUAUGCUUGUACACAUUAUUCAAGCUUGCUUGUAAUGCUUCAUUAUAGCAAUGAUUUUGGUAUUAAAAUAAAACAUACGUAGGUUCAUGGCAUGGAAUAUCGUUGAAGGAUUUUUGCAACAUUAUACACAUAUAUUUCACAUACAUUUCACAAAAACAUGUGAAAGUGCAUUUCAACAUGUUAUGGCCUGAGAUUGCAUAUGUGAAUUCAAGUAAACACAUGUGAUAAAUAAAACCAUGUGUCCUACA
This is a messenger RNA of Pangasianodon hypophthalmus (striped catfish), 1604 nucleotides long. Its product is annotated as T cell receptor beta chain MC.7.G5. Gene Ontology annotation, cellular component: plasma membrane. Bases 44 to 982 code for a protein of 312 amino acids. NCBI's taxonomy places the organism in Eukaryota, Metazoa, Chordata, Actinopteri, Siluriformes, Pangasiidae. Gene Ontology annotation, biological process: cell surface receptor signaling pathway. The transcript is spliced from 7 exons. The record is from RefSeq and is a predicted model, not a curated record.